UAAUGUGUUUUGCGUUUUAUAUCGAGCCCCUUUGUAGAAGGGGCGUUAUUUAAUUUUGAUCGUUUAGUUUUAUUCAAGAAUUAUAAACUAAUCACACAUGAACAUGUAAAAUGAGUUACCACAUUUAUUAUUUCUUUUGGUGAAACUAAAUAAAUAACGAACUGAAAUGAAGUUCAAUAAAAAAAGCCUCGAAGUAUUUUUGAUAAUUAUUAUAGCAUGUCUUUGCUAUGGUUUUACCUUACAAGGAAAUUUUGUUUUUGACGACUUUGAAGCUGUAGUAAACAAUGAUGAUGUUAAAUGGAAUGAUAGUAUUAUUAAUAUAUUCAAACAUGAUUUUUGGGGAGCCAAUAUAUCAAAUCCUUUAAGCCAUAAAUCAUAUAGACCUUUAACAGUUUUUACAUUCAGGUUGAAUAAUUAUUUUAGCGGAAAUUUGAAUAGCACACAUAUGAAAAUAACAAACUUCAUCUUAUACCUUGUAGUAUGCCUUCUUGUUUACUAUGUAUAUAAACUUAUAGCUGAUGUUAACAGUAUUCCAUUUAUAAGUGCAAUUUUAUUUGCAUCUCAUCCAAUACAUACUGAGGCUGUGAGUAGCAUAGUAGGUCGUGCUGAGUUGCUUUCAUCAUUUUUUUGCUGCAUUGCUUUCAUUUUAUUUAAUAGAAGCAUAGGUGUCUGCAAAAUUGGUGACAUGCUUAUGUAUUGCAUACUGAGUACCUUUUUCGUGAUAUUAAGUUUGUUGAGCAAAGAAAAUGGUGUGAUGAUAAUAGUGGUUUGUUUGACUUAUGACAUACUAAACCAGUGGCAAUCAAAGCAAAAUUCUAAUAAAAAUGAUGAAUUUAGAAAAAUCCGAUUUGCAUUACUAACAUCAUCUAUGAUUUUACUUAUAUUUUGGAGAAUGCAUAUCAUAAAUUUUGAAACUCCUAUUUUUCAGAAAAUGGAUAAUCACAUUGCAUUUUGUAAUGACAAGAUCUCAAAAUCACAAUUAUAUUUAUAUUCUUUAAAUAUAUGGCUGCUGCUAUGUCCAAUUUGGUUGUGCUGUGAUUGGUCUUUUGAAUGUGUGCCUUUACUUACAAGUUGUGAUAUAAGAAUUAUUACCAUUCCUGCUCCUUGGAUAAUUAUUGGACUUAUAAUUUAUUAUCAGAAAAGGUAUCAUUUUAAAGUAGCAUCAGUUUUUUAUAUGAUAGAAUAGUAUGUAAUCUCUCAUUAUUUUAGGUUUUUACUUAAUGGACUUAUAUUUAUGAUCAUUCCUUUCUUACCUGCAAGUGGUAUUAUUACUGUCGGUUUCGUUAUUGCUGAAAGAGUCUUAUUUAUUCCAUCAAUUGGGUUUUGUCUGAUGUUAGGAUUUAGCAUUCAGAAUAUUUCAAAGUAUUUUUUUAAGACUGCAAUCUUCUGCUAUGUGGCCUUAAUAUGUUUAUGGAUUGUGCGAACAAAUAUGAGAGCUGCAGAAUGGUCUAAUAGCACAGUAUUAUUUGACAGUGGAGCAAAAGUUUGCCCACAAAAUGCCAAAAUACAUUACAAUAGAGCUUUGACUGCAUCUACGAAUAAUGAUAACCAUAAAGCAGAAUUAUUAUAUUUGGAGGCAUUAAGGCAAUAUCCUGAGUAUGAGCAGGCUUUAAAUAAUUUAGCAAAUUUAUUGCGAGAUGCUAAACGAUUUGAAGAAGCAGAAUCAUAUCUAAGAAAAGCAGUUCAUAUCAGGCCGUCAUUUGGUGCUGCGUGGAUGAAUCUCGGAAUAGUUUUAUCACAGUUAGGUGAAUUUUUAGAAGCAGAACAUUGUUACAAGAAAUCGUUGCAUUAUCGACCAAAACAUGUAGAUACCUUUUACAACCUUGGAAAUUUGUAUUUGAGCAAUAAGCAAUACAGAGAAGCAAAGAGUUCAUGGCUACAAGCAACGAGAAUAGAUUCUUCACAUGCAAAGUCGUGGAUAAACUUAAUCACGCUUUUAGAUUCACAAGGAAAAAAUGAAGAAGUCAAAAAGUUAGCUUCUAGGGCAUUGAAUAAUUUACCAAACGAGCCCGGUUUACAUUUCCUGUUAGCUAAUGCUUAUGGAAAAUCAAAUCAGUAUGAAAUGGCUGAAUCUCAUUUUAAAUCGGCAAUCAGUAUUAAACAUGAUGCAUUGUAUUUUGCAAAUUUAGGGGUUCUAUAUCAUAGGUGGAAUAAGACAAAUUUAGCUGAAACAAUGUAUAAAGAGGCAUUGAAGAUUAAUCCAACAUUAAAAAGUGCAAAUGACAAUUAUAACAAAUUAUUGCAUAUCAAAAGUAGAAGGCAACAUUAAAGUGUGUAAUCAGAUAAGACAGAACAUGGUUGUCCAAUCGCAUACGUUGGUGCCUCUAAAAGAUUUCCUUCGGAAUAAUUGCAUGCCAUUAGCAGCGCAUGGACCAAACCGAAUUCUGGGUGAGGUUGCAGGAAGAAGGAUACCGCGCAGCCCAUGUGAGUAGCCUCAUC
Molecule: messenger RNA, 2439 nt
Organism: Ctenocephalides felis (cat flea)
Lineage: Eukaryota; Metazoa; Arthropoda; Insecta; Siphonaptera; Pulicidae
Product: transmembrane and TPR repeat-containing protein 4-like
Biological process (GO): endoplasmic reticulum unfolded protein response; protein O-linked glycosylation via mannose
Cellular component (GO): endoplasmic reticulum
Molecular function (GO): protein binding; mannosyltransferase activity
Source: RefSeq, a predicted model, not a curated record